Molecule: messenger RNA, 3867 nt
Organism: Seminavis robusta
Lineage: Eukaryota; Bacillariophyta; Bacillariophyceae; Naviculales; Naviculaceae
Source: the annotation of a GenBank genome assembly
GGCUUCACUGGCUAAUUACUAGCAGUGUUCACCAAAAAGAUCCGACGAUGCGAUGAGCUCCCAGUUAUUUUUCGGCCGCCACCAACUCGCAUCAUUCUACUGGCUACUAGCUAGCUAGUACGGCUGUACUGGACGAUCGUAUUAGACAAGCAAUACAAUUGUGCUGUGGUGACUUGUCUACUUGGCAAGAGUGCAUUAAGUGAACAGAGCAGGGUCCUUUGCUCCGACACCCUUAGGUGGUCAUUGGUACUACUAUUCCCCGGUGCUCUAUUAUCGUCCACCACAAUCCAUCGUCCACCAUGUUAUCUUCCCCAACUUCUGGAAAGCGUACUUCUGGUGGCUUGCCAUCCCCUAGUGGGCGCGCUGCUCGUCUAGCUUCUGGCAGUGGACUUCCACCUCCACCCUCCAUGGCAACCACCAGUGGUGGCUCCAAAUCGUAUGCCCAGACCAUUUCUCAGAGCAUGACGAUUGAUGAAAUGCGAGAACUGCACCAUCGAGCAUUGCAGGAUGCCGAAGCCAAACGAACCGAGUUGCGGUUGGUGUUGGCGUCUCGCUAUCGCGAACUGGUUGGAUCCAGUGACGAAGUCUUGAAAAUGCGAGAGCGAUCGCAAGAAUUGCACGAAUUGGUUCAUGCAUUGCCUGGAUUGCUCACUACGCUGGUGCACGAAAAUGACAGCAUGACCCAACAAAUCCAGUCGAUUGCAGUCAAACAGAAACAAGAAGAGAGCAAAGAGGCGCCAGCAGCAGCCCCAGCCCUAUCCGAACAAGAAGCCUUGUCUCAAUUGAGGCGUCAAGUAUCGACGUUGCCGAGAAUUGUCCAUCGAGCCUUGGAUCAGCAAAAUUUGCAUGGCGCUGCCUUGAAUUUAAUUCAUUUCUUUACUCUCGUGGCAAAUCAGACCGAUGCCUAUCCAUUGGCAGCUGCAUUGGCAAAAUCGACAACAGUUACUACUGUGACACCCAAAUUCCAAGAUGCUGCUCUGGCCGCCCAAAUGAAAAUGACAUUUCUCCACGUCCAAACCAUUCCCGAUAAAAUUGCUCGGUUGGCACAACAAAUGUUGCAAGGCGCGGCAUCGUACGGACCGCUAUUGGCUGUGUCGUCCAACAAUAACAGAAAGAGCCAACCUCCCAUUUUCGGAGCGCAGUGGUCGGCGGCAGCUUUGUCCGCUCUCGACUUGUUGGACCGAACUGCUGCAGGACCAGCGCAACGGGCAUCCAAGUUGUUGGAUUUGUAUUAUGAUUCCAAGGCCAAAUUGUUGCAGUCUCUAUUGGAUCAGUUGAACACAUCCACCACCGAUACCAGUACGGAUGCCGAUUCGGCAGCCCCCGACAAUGCCGAAGAAAUAUUGUCCAAAAUCCUGCUCAUUCUGCAAUAUGACAUUAUCUUGCAUCCAUACCAAAUAUUUGUCUUGCGCAACUUUCCCGUCUCCGACAAAGCGCCGGCCACCGCCAGUGCCAUUGUGGCAUCUCUGCCAUUCUUUGAUAUCGCCAUGGCCAAGUCCAAGUGUUCCCAUUUCUUGGCGCAACAUUUGCCUCUUUUGCGCACCAAGGUCAAAUCCAUUCUAGUCAGCAUUGCCGGGACUACCGCCAGUGCCCUGGGGAAAAUGAGACAGUCACUCUACGACAAGACCGAUGGAGCCGAUUGCAUGGCGUUAUUGAAAGAUGUCGAAACCAAUUUGUGCUCCUGGGAUGACGCACUCGUCAGUCUGGUAGAUAUACCCACUGUGGCGGCUGGUGGAGGCAUGCCUCUGGUGCCACCCGCCGGUGAGGGCCCAAAGUUUUCGCUCUGGAGUGCGCUUUUCAGCAACACAUUUUCCAGUUUGGUGCACAACAUUUUGACGACAUCCUUUCAAUCGGUACACACCAAGGUCGUCUCGACCUUGCGAACCUCCUUGGCCAAUGCUCCACCAUUGGAAGCCAUGUUGCCACAUGAAGCCUACCGCAAUACGCUCAAGAUCGCCACGGAUCUGGAUAAGGCUCUAUGGAAUGUCCGCAAGGAUGCCCAUGAAUUGCUUGUCCAUGCAGAAGAACGGGAAGAAUCGGAAAGGCGUCUCCGAUUGUCGUUGUAUGUGCAGACGUGUGAAAUUAUGGGGCGGUUGGUGUGUGAAUUGCGUCGAAUGGUUUUGUUGACAUCUUCGUCCUCUAUGGAAAAGACCAGUGCAGAUGCCGUUCAGGAGCUCAUCGUCGGACGUUUGUGCUAUCUCUUGAAGUUCCGCUUGACGUCUCUGCCCACCCUGCUGGAUCCUCAAUCAGCACCAUCCAGUGCUACGGCUGGUGGUGCUGCCAACAGUACUGGUAUGAUCAACCGCUUUGAAUUGCAGUCCGCCUUUGAGUUGGCCGAUGACAAUGAUGAUGGAUUGAUCACAUUUACCGAAGCCAUGGAAGCAGUCGAGAGUGCCUUUUCGGGAACACCCUUUCACGGAGCGGAGAUGGUCAAGGAGACACUGCUGUUGGGAGCGGAAUACGAUAUUCAACAGCAGCAAAUUCCACAGUCGUCGUCGGAUUUAGCCGCUGCAUCGUCCUAUGACAGCUCAAAUGCGAGUGUUCCCCUUUCUUCGUCCAUGGAUGCGCCCGCUAAUGUGACCAUCAGCGAAUUGGCGCUCUUGACGGCACGAGGAUUGCGUCAUGACAACGCUGGCACCAACAGUGCAUUAGGUACUGUCCAGCAGGCCCUAGAUGACAUUGUGGAAAACUGCUUUUUGGGUUGGGCCAAGGCGUCCCUGCGUCCUUCAGUGGAAAAGCUGUCUGCCCGAAUCACCAAUUUCUACGAAGUUGCCUCUACUACGACAGAUGACGAAUGGAAUCGCCUGUACAACACAGGAGCCUCUCCAGGGUCCAAUGGAGCAAUCGAGAAAGUGUCCCCGAUGGUCGUCGGGUACAUUUUGGAUGUGUCAUCCGUGUUGAACGGGACCAUCUUCCCCACCGAUUCCCUUCUUCCGGUUCCUUCGAUGGAGUAUGCAACUUCUCUUGGCAUUGUUGUGGAUGCCUCUGAUCCAGAGGGAGGCAAGAUUCCCACAAUGAAGGACACCAUCCGUUGGUCGCUGGUGCGCCAGUCGUUGGCCCUUGUAGUCGCAGCAUACCAGGAUGCACAAAAAGAGCACGAUUUUCGCCAGAGCGAAACAGAUGACAACAACAAGAAGAAGUACAAGAACCCGCCGGUGUCGUCCUUGCUACAGCUCAAAGCGGAUCUUUCAUUCGUAAAAACAUGCUACUUUGAACGUUUGGAGCGCGACCUUGCGGCAAUCUUUGAACAGCGACAAGCCAGGGAAGAUAUCCUAGGAAACUCCAAAAAUUCCCUGGAAGAAUUACUGGGUGAUACUGAUCGGAAGCUCACUCCAUUCCCAAGGGCAGGGGCCGUUGCCAAAACCAUCCCAGAGAAGCAUCAACGUGCACUGGAGGCUAUCGAUUUGUUCCUUACUUCGUUGUUGGGACGAGCAAGUGAUGCUGCGUCAAGCUCAACCGACGUUCCAUCAGCCGACUUGGGCACCACUGCAUCUAACGCCACGCCUUGGAUCAACAAUCCAUUGCCGUCGUCGCGUCGAUUCGCCCUGCUGCCUGUGCAAUCCGACCGUGGUCUCACCGAGAUGCAGCUGCGAAAGUACGGAAAGAAGAAUGCGCAAGAAAACGAAAGUGACGAGCAAGGAUUCUCCACUGGUAUGGGAGGCCUACAGAAAGGUUUGGGAUUCUUGUUCGGAAGGUCGUAGACGACAAAACUACAGCAAAGCGAGCGACGAUGCGGGCUUCUUUCAUCGUUGUCAGAAGAGCACAGAUUAGGAGGAUUCGAAACUUUAAAUUAAUGAAACAAAACAUGGACUCUUCACUAAUAAAACACACGCAUCAAAACAUGCAAGUUUGCUCUGUUCGUUGCCG